Paraglomus occultum is the source of this 354-nucleotide messenger RNA. The record is from the annotation of a GenBank genome assembly. NCBI's taxonomy places the organism in Eukaryota, Fungi, Glomeromycota, Glomeromycetes, Paraglomerales, Paraglomeraceae.
AUGUUAUUGGAGCUGUUGAUGGAACCACAUUCCUAUUCAGCAUCUGAGGACACAAUUUCAUCACUUUACAUACAUUAUUCUGGUCAACUACAACCUGGAAGUGUGCAUGAUGCUCAUGCUUUCAAACAGUCAGAUUUCUGGGAAGAGGUUAUGGAGGAUGUUAGGAAACAGUUUUCUGAUAAUACAAAUCUUCUUGGAGAUUCAGCAUUUCCACUCAUGCCUUGGUUAUUGGUGCUGUUUAAUAUUAAAGAAAGUGGAAGACAGAGGUUGACACAUGCUCAGAGAUGUUAUAAUAGAACACAUUCCUCUGCUCAUAUGACCAUCAAAAGAGCUUUUGGAAAGCUUAAGGCAUGA